UCAACCAGAAUCUUAUUCGAAUUAAUAUUUUCUCACAGUUGUGAAAACUUGAAGAAAACGCCGUCAUGAGUCUCUCUGCCAAAGACAAGAGCGUGGUGAAAGCCUUCUGGGCCAAAGUCUGUCCAAAGGCCGUCGAAAUCGGAAGUGAAGCCCUGGGCAGGAUGCUGUAUGUGUACCCGCAAACCAAAACUUACUUCUCCCACUGGGCUGAUACGAGCCCUGGUUCCGCCCCAGUUAAAAAACAUGGUGCUGUCAUAAUGGGAGCCGUUAAUGAUUCUGUGGAAAAACUUGAUGACCUGAUGGGCAAUUUCGGAGACCUCAGCGACCUUCACGCUUUCAAACUGAGGGUGGACCCUGCCAACUUCAAGUUCUUUGCCCACUGCCUGAUUGUGGUAAUGGCCAUGUACCACCCUGCAGAGUUCACCCCCGAGGUCCAUGUGGCGGUUGACAAGUUCUUCCAGAACUUGUCAGCCGCCUUGUCUGAGAGGUACCGCUAAACCCCCAGCAGCCAGGAGCAUCCACUCAUUUGUGCGACUUAUAGGAGAAUGGUCAAUAAAAAGAAAUUAUAUUAAAUUA
This is a messenger RNA of Lampris incognitus (smalleye Pacific opah), 576 nucleotides long. RefSeq names its product hemoglobin subunit alpha-like. Gene Ontology annotation, cellular component: hemoglobin complex; haptoglobin-hemoglobin complex; blood microparticle. Bases 66 to 497 code for a protein of 143 amino acids. The transcript is spliced from 3 exons. Gene Ontology annotation, molecular function: oxygen binding; heme binding; haptoglobin binding. NCBI's taxonomy places the organism in Eukaryota, Metazoa, Chordata, Actinopteri, Lampriformes, Lampridae. Gene Ontology annotation, biological process: oxygen transport; hydrogen peroxide catabolic process. The record is from RefSeq and is a predicted model, not a curated record.